GACACUCCUUGGCGACGCACUCGUAGCGCAUUGACGACGCAGUUCUCUGACAGCAUUUUCUUGUCAACAGCAGCUUUUGGACGGAGCACUCUGUCUUAACAAACCUAAAUAUGUCUAUAUUUACGCCAACAAACCAAAUACGACUGACAAAUGUGGCGGUGGUGCGGAUGAAGAAGGGAGGGAAGCGGUUUGAAAUCGCCUGCUACAAGAAUAAAGUUGUGAACUGGAGAGCGGGAGCAGAGAAAGACCUGGAUGAGGUUCUUCAGACGCACUCCGUCUUCGUUAAUGUGUCCAAAGGUCAGGUGGCUAAGAAGGAUGACUUGACCAAAUCUUUUGGGACAGAUGAUCUGACAGAAAUCUGUAAACAGAUCCUGGCCAAAGGAGAGCUCCAAGUGUCGGACAAGGAAAGGCAUUCUCAGCUGGAGACGAUGUUCAGGGACAUCGCGACUAUCGUGGCAGAGAAGUGUGUCAACCCUGAGACCAAGAGGCCGUAUACAGUCAAUCUCAUUGAGGCGGCGAUGAAGGACAUCCACUACUCUGUCAAGGCCAACAAGAGCACUAAGCAGCAGGCUCUGGAAGUGAUCCGGCAGCUGAAGGAGUCCAUGGAGAUCCAGAGGGCCUACAUGAGGCUGCGGCUGGUGCUGCCGGCCAAGGAGGCCAAGAGGCUGAAGGAGAAGCUGAAACCGCUCCUGCAGGUUGUGGAGAGCGAAGACUUUGAUGAGCAGCUGGAAAUGGUGUGUCUGGUGGAUCCCGGCUGCUUCAGGGAGAUCGAUGAGCUGAUCCGCUGUGAGACCAGAGGCCGAGGUUCUCUGGAGGUUCUCAGUCUGAAGGACGUGGAGGAGGGAGAGGAGAAAUUCUAGAAACCCCGACCAGUCAGGACUCUGCACCUUAUCCACACUAACUGCAAACUCAUUUAAGAGUCUAUAUUUUUGAUGAGGUUCAUGCUUAUCUCAGCUAUUCCCGUUUCUGAGUCCCUCUAUGAUUAAAGGAUUUGUUUAACGGGAAGGAAACAUUUGCCAGAUUUGAAUGCUGGAUGGAAUGUAUUUUUGAAAGUUAGUUUGAGCAUUUUUCAGUACCUCUACCAUUAACAGAACUUGUUUGCCUUCCAUCAGAUGGUGUGCCAUGUAGUCAUGCUGAAAUCCCAGUAUUACGGAUAAUUACUUCAAACUAAUAACUUAUAUUUUGUCAUAAUGAAUAAGCUUGCUAUGCAGCAAAUAAAUAUAUAACAAAAUA
Molecule: messenger RNA, 1233 nt
Organism: Anarrhichthys ocellatus (wolf-eel)
Lineage: Eukaryota; Metazoa; Chordata; Actinopteri; Perciformes; Anarhichadidae
Gene: sbds
Product: SBDS ribosome maturation factor
Exons: 5
Coding region: 111-860 (249 amino acids)
Biological process (GO): cytosolic ribosome assembly; ribosome biogenesis
Source: RefSeq, a predicted model, not a curated record